AUGGUGCCUCCCGAUUCGCAAGACGAAAUCAACGAAGCCGCCGAGACAUUGGCGAGCCUAUCCCUGGACACUGCCAAUUCACCUGAGGCAACUAGGUCAGACGAGAAGAGCGCAGGCCCCCCAGCCCCCCCAGGCCCAUCUAGUCUACGGUCAAAGGUCGUCAAUAGCUACGUCAAUGGUCUGAUCGUUAGCACAACCGUCCAGGCACGCCGUGUCAGAGUGAAGAGUCAAGAGUUGCUGGAGAUGAUGAGCGAGCGCGCGCCGGACGAGGACGAUGAGAUGGAACUAAUGGUGUCCGAGUUCCUGAUCAAAGCCAACCUCUCCAGGAGCCAGCUGAAGAUCAACCAGAACAGAGCCUUGUUAGCCUUGGAUGACUAG
Molecule: messenger RNA, 378 nt
Organism: Capronia epimyces CBS 606.96
Lineage: Eukaryota; Fungi; Ascomycota; Eurotiomycetes; Chaetothyriales; Herpotrichiellaceae
Exons: 1
Coding region: 1-378 (125 amino acids)
Source: RefSeq, a predicted model, not a curated record